Gloeophyllum trabeum ATCC 11539 is the source of this 663-nucleotide messenger RNA. RefSeq lists its product as uncharacterized. The transcript has 2 exons. Lineage: Eukaryota; Fungi; Basidiomycota; Agaricomycetes; Gloeophyllales; Gloeophyllaceae. The coding region runs from base 1 to 663 and encodes 220 amino acids. The record is from RefSeq and is a predicted model, not a curated record.
AUGAACUCCAUCGCAGACUUGCUCAAGCAGCUCCAAUUGGACUCUCUCGAUAUACCAGCGCAAUGCGCCGAUGCAGUCCCCAAACAAGACACACCCGAGGAGUGGCUUCGUUUCUACUGUCAAUGGGAGCGCGACCGCAAUCACGAUGACUUCGUCCGCAAAGCGGCGUCGGUCUUCAUCAGCGUCACUCGGACAAUGCCACAACUCCUAUAUACCCCCUCCGCUCUCGCAAUGGGUGCUUGGAUGCUCAGCCGAUUCCUCUGUGCGGAGGGCCGCACACGGUUAGCUGAAGACCAGCAUGCAUUCGAGGUCAUGACGGUGCUAGACCGUCACCUCCGCAAUAAUCACGAAGACUUAUACCACGAUCCACCGGAAAUUGAGGAGGAACUCCGUCCCGUGUUGGAUGAUAUAUGCUUGCUCUAUGACGCCAGCCGGGACUAUGUGCCCCCCAUUCCUCUCACUCUGAAGAUGUAUAACGAGGACGUUCCACUGGCAGAAGAGUUGAAUAAGUAUAAGUCUGAUGCUCGUCGUCCUGGAAUUACCCUCCGCUCUUUCCCGAAUUUCCUCGAUUUCGCAGUCGGCAUCGAACACAACCCAGAUUGCUUCCAUCACUUGUAUCAUACUGCUGGUACUAAUGUGUUUAUAUUCUCUGAGUACGCAUGA